AUGGAGCACUGGAAGAACAUCGCGUCCAACGUGGGCCCGCUCUCGCAAAAGUUCACAAAGACCUUUGGCAACCUCAACCAGCAGGCGAAGGAGCGCUUCGGAACCAUUGACUCCGAGGACAUCACCGAGCUGCCCCAGGAGUACAAGGACCUCGAGAGGCGAGUCGACGCCCUCAAGGGCGCCCACCAGGGCCUCUUGAAGAUUGCCAAAGUCUACGAGACCGAGAGCUACGAUUACCCUGGCCAGAUCCAGGAGUCGAUCACGCAGCUCUCGGCCACCGUCGGACACAGCGUCACCUCGUGGGCUGCUUCAGCCACCCGCGGCACCAACCUGCCUGCCGUCCACCCUACUGCCCGUCCCGAGAAGCAGAACAAGACGUUGCACCACGCCCUCAGCCGUGCCGCCGCUUCAGGUGCGCUCCAGCUCGGUGCCGAUCCGACCACCCUGUCUGGCCUGCCCGCCCUCAGCACCGCUCGCGCUCCCGGCUCUUCGGAGCCCGCCAAGGACGACUCAAAGCUUGGAGAAGCGCUGCAGAAGUUUGCGCUGGCUCAGGACCGCGUCGGCAACGCCAGGCUGACCCAGGACGACCAGAUCGUCCAGGGCUUCAACGUACCGUUUGGCUCGUUUGGGGCCCAGAUCCAGCUUGCCGUCAAGGCCCGAAACUCGGUCAACGAGGCGCGACUGCACCUCGACAGCUGGAAGCAGACGCUCAAGUCGGCCGAGAACUCGGGCGCCUCUGCCAAGCUGGACCAGUACCGGAACGAGGUGGAGCAGGCAGAGGACAAGCUGGUUUCUGCCACCGAGGAGGCCAUCUCGCUGAUGAAGCAGGUUCUCGACAACCCUGAGCCGAUCAAGAGCCUCAGCGCGUUUGUCAAGGCCCAAGCCGAGUACCACCAGGCUGCGGGCGAGCUGCUGUCGCAGCUUCAGCAGGAGCUGGUCCAGGUGGCUACGAGCGUCGAGAGCGACUACAGACUCUCGCGAGGAUAG
Messenger RNA from Pseudozyma flocculosa PF-1, 987 nucleotides. RefSeq lists its product as uncharacterized. Bases 1 to 987 code for a protein of 328 amino acids. The transcript has 4 exons. The record is from RefSeq and is a predicted model, not a curated record. NCBI's taxonomy places the organism in Eukaryota, Fungi, Basidiomycota, Ustilaginomycetes, Ustilaginales, Ustilaginaceae.